AUGGCGCUAACGACGAGGCAGCGGCGUCCGUUGCCGACGGAUAUGCACACGACAUCGUCCACGCCGUACACGAAGCUGGACAAGCCGGAAAAACCCGGCGGCGAUGGCGAGGAGAAGGGAUUAGGAUGGUUCCUGCCACUGGUGGCACUGGGGAUGUUGAGGUAUAUGAGCGCCACAUCGAACAUCAUACACGACUGCGAUGAGGUUUUCAAUUACUGGGAGCCCCUCCAUUUCCUACUCUACAAGUCCGGCUUCCAGACCUGGGAAUACAGCUCGCAGUUUGCAUUACGAUCAUAUUUGUAUAUUCUUCUCCAUAAAUUGGCUGGUGGGCCUGCUUCCUGGUGGUUUUAUGAAGAAAAAGUGAAAGUCUUCUAUGCAGUGCGAUUUUUUCUUGGCUUUCUCUCUGUCAUGGCAGAUGCUGCCCUAGUUGUAGCCAUAUCCAGGAAGUAUGGAAAACGUCUUGCUUCAUAUACACUUGCAAUGCUAUGCUUAGCAAGCGGCUGUUUCUUCGCUAGCACUAGUUUCUUGCCAAGUUCAUUCUCUAUGUAUGCGAUGUCUUUCUCUUCAGCGUUAUUUCUUUUUGGGAAACCUGCUGCAGCAGUUGCUAUUGCAGCCACUGGAGUCAUUCUUGGGUGGCCAUUCUCAAUCUUGGCAUUCCUUCCGGUUACAUUUUACUCUCUAUUUAGAAGGUUUAACUAUGCAUUUAUAUCUGGCGUUGUCACUUCUCUUGCUCUUAUGGCAUUUUCAGUUUAUGUUGACUACUUCUACUAUGGAAAGUGGACAUCAUCUGUUCUCAAUUUGUUGAUAUAUAAUGUCGUAGGCGGUGGAGAGAGUCAUUUGUAUGGCACUGAAGGGCUGUUGUUUUACCUGAGAAAUGGCUUCAAUAACUUCAACUUCUGUUUCAUUCUUGCUCUGCUUUUCAUUGCCAUUCUUCCAAUUGCAAAGAAGAAGUAUGCUCCAGACUUGUUGGUUAUCAUCUCACCUAUCUAUAUAUGGCUAGCUUUUAUGUCUUUGCAGCCGCACAAGGAAGAAAGAUUCCUCUAUCCAAUAUAUCCACUUAUUUGUGUUGCUGCUGCAGCUGUCAUUGAGAGCUUUCCAGAUUUGUUUCGUGAUAAAUAUAAUCCCAAUGAUAAUUCUCUGCUUGUUGUGAUAGCAAAGGGUUUGAGACCUUUGGUACUUGGACUCAUUCUGUGCGCUUCCCAUGCCAGGACAUUUUCAUUGACUAAUGGUUAUUCUGCUCCUUUAGAAAUAUACAAGCAUUUGGAGCACCACGAUGAUGCAGGGACAGGUUCGACCGUUUGCAUUGGAAGUGAGUGGCACCGUUUUCCAUCAUCUUUUUUCGUCCCCGACUAUGUGAGUGAGGUUCAGUGGAUAGAUGAUGGGUUCAGAGGUCUUCUCCCUUUUCCCUUCAACUCUACAUUAGGUGGAACAUCUGCAGCACCAUCCUAUUUCAACAACAAGAACGAGGCAUCAGAUCAACAAUAUCUCCAAGAUCUUGAAAAAUGCACCUUCCUUGUAGAGUUGCACCUCCAAAGACCUUACCUUCCUCGAGGAAGUGACUUGAACACGUGGGAGGUGGUUGCAGCAUUACCAUAUCUAGAUCGUGAAUUGUCACCUUCCAAGUACCGGUCAUUCUUCAUCCCAUAUCUAUGGCAGCAGAAAAAUGUGUUUGGCUUGUACAAACUACUUAAGAGAAUACCGAAAUCAGAGACAUAA
Fraxinus pennsylvanica is the source of this 1716-nucleotide messenger RNA. Lineage: Eukaryota; Viridiplantae; Streptophyta; Magnoliopsida; Lamiales; Oleaceae. The record is from the annotation of a GenBank genome assembly.